Messenger RNA from Morone saxatilis (striped sea-bass), 1840 nucleotides. Its product is annotated as plexin domain-containing protein 1-like. The transcript is spliced from 15 exons. NCBI's taxonomy places the organism in Eukaryota, Metazoa, Chordata, Actinopteri, Moronidae. The coding region runs from base 1 to 1620 and encodes 539 amino acids. The record is from RefSeq and is a predicted model, not a curated record.
AUGUGUUUCAGCUUGGUGAUGCUGUUCCUCUGUCUCUCCAAACAGAGCGGCAGAGUUUGGGUUCAACAGCAAACAGUUAAAGUCCCACACAGUCUGAACUCUGGGGGUUUGGCACAGGACAAGGCUGAGGGACCAAAACAGGCCUGCGUUUUCCCUCCCACACUGGAGACAGAAAUGCAGGCAUCCAAACCAAUGUCAACUUUCACUGGCAUAAGAGGAGCUGUACUGGAAAAUUGGUACAGUGUGAUCUCAGAGCCAUAUGAAGAGUCAACCGGAGGUGACAGUCAUCCUCACAGAGCUCAGAGGUCAUCUUCAAGCCACGUUAGGAUGAGCAGGGCGGUCCUGGGUGGAGGACUCACCAUCGACACCCUGCCAGACAACAUGACACACAUGGUGGAGGACUCUGGCAAGUAUUACACAUGGCGUAGCUUUGGCCCAGAAGACCAGCGCACACAGGAACUAUGGGUAGACAUGAGUGACAUCCGGCAUGGCCAAGUUAGAGUCCAUGGCAUUCUGUCAAAUUCAUACAAGCAGGCUGUGAGGGUUGCCCUGUCGUUUGACUUUCCUUUUUAUGGACAUUACCUGAGGCAGAUUACCAUAGCAACAGGAGGGUUUAUCUUCAUGGGGGACAUUGCUCACCGUAUGCUGACCGCAACACAGUACAUCGCCCCUCUAAUGGCAAAUUUUGACCCCAGCUUCUCUAAAGAUUCCACUGUACAAUACCUGGAUAAUGGUGAGGUGUUUGUGGUGCAGUGGGAGCGGGUCAGACUCCAAGGAAAAGAGUCAGAGGGAGCGUUUACAUUUCAGGCUGCACUUUACAAAACAGGAACCAUCACGUUCAGCUAUCGAGAUAUACCUCUGUCAUUCGAUGUGAUCAGUUCGGCUGAGCAUCCCGUGACGGUCGGUUUGUCUGAUGCCUUCAUGGUCAAGUCACCUUCUACUCAAUCACCAGAUGACCAACGGCGGACGAUUUACGAGUACCAUCGGGUUCAGAUAGACACUACAAAGAUCACCAGCUAUUCUGCUGUGGAGUUCACUGCACUGCCAACUUGCCUGCAACACGACAGCUGUGAGCUCUGCCUCACAUCCAACCUAACCUCUGGUUGCAGCUGGUGCAAUGUACUCCAGAGGUGUUCAGAUGGCAUGGAUAGACACAGACAAGAAUGGUUGGACUAUGCCUGUUCAGACGAGAGCAACGAUGCAACCUGUGAGGAUUACACCAGGGCCGACAGCUCCACCGAUUCCUCUAUCACACCAGAGAUCGAGGACGUGACCUCUUUAACUCCUCUACAGAAAGGCUGCGAAAGCUACGAUGAGACCAAACGCCAUAUAUUUAACACUGGCAACGAUGUGAAGGCAGACUCUUCAACCAAGAGCGAAGGGCUGGCUAACACAGGAGUGAUAGCAGGUAUAGCCGCUGCGCUGGUGUUACUUCUGGCUCUGAUACUUGUCGCUCUUUACAUCAACUACCAUCCUACUACUGCAUCACCAGUUUACCUCAUCCAGCGACGCAAGAACUACUGGCCUUCCUGGAAGUUUCAGAAGCAACAACCUGGCUACACAGAAGUGGAAGGAGAAGGGCAUGAAAAAGACAGCAUUGUUGAAGCGGGGCCAUGUUGAAAUGAGGGAUGGAAAGUUGGAUAAACAAGAUAUUUACAUUGAACUGAUUUCAACAAACAGUCAAAUAUUUACAUUUGUCAAAACAGUUCAAUUUCAAAGAUUCAGUUUGUGGUUGUUGUUGAUUUUUAUAAAGCUGUUCGUGACUCUGCAAAAAAGAUGAGGUUGCUGAAUGUUAUAUGAUACUGGAUGGUUUCAUUAGAAAUGUAUGUCUCUGCUAGAA